Messenger RNA from Sitophilus oryzae (rice weevil), 870 nucleotides. RefSeq names its product putative protein kinase C delta type homolog. Gene Ontology annotation, biological process: protein phosphorylation. The coding region runs from base 157 to 870 and encodes 237 amino acids. Lineage: Eukaryota; Metazoa; Arthropoda; Insecta; Coleoptera; Curculionidae. The record is from RefSeq and is a predicted model, not a curated record. The transcript has 7 exons. Gene Ontology annotation, molecular function: protein serine/threonine kinase activity; ATP binding.
ACUAUAAAUGGUGUCGAAAUUGUACUUUUUUAAGUGGGAUUGUACAUUUUUGGUGGAAAAAUGUGUGUUAUGUGCUCUUACCCUCUUUAUUUACCAAGUUUUGGUACGUCUAACGUCUAAAGACAGAGUUCAGAACUGAAACAAGGUAGACACAAGAUGAUGUUCACUGGGAGUUCAGUAAACAAACAGAGGAAAAGCUCUAGUGGGGACAAAAGAAAUGGCGAAAGGAGAAGAUACAAUGGAAAAAACACUCGGUAUAGUGAUUUGGGUGAUAAUUCAGGUACUAAAAUUCAUGGUAAACCUAGAGUACCCAGGCACCAUAAUAUGGUACAAAAAAUGAGCCAGUCUGAUGGGAUGGUUUCCUAUAGUCUUGGAGGUUCAUCAACCAGUCCAUUGAUGCCAAAUCCUUUCGAAGUUGAAAGGGACAGGCCUGAGAAUGAUUUUUCGAAGAUUUUCGGAAGGGAGAUCAACAGAAGAAGAGGUGCUGUCAAACAUCAAAGGGUGCAUUCGGUGAAAGGCCACAAGUUCGUGGCUAAAUUCUUCAGGCAACCAACCUUUUGUGCUUUUUGCAAGGAUUUCUUGUGGGGAUUUGGAAAACAGGGCUACCAGUGUCAGAGUUGUCAGACAGCUGUGCACAAAAAAUGCCACGACAAGCUUCUGAGCAAGUGUUCUGGUUCAGGAAUAAAUUCAGAAAGUACUAUUUAUUUAAGGGAAAGAUUCAAAGUAGACGUACCCCACAGAUUCAAGAUACACAAUUACAUGUCGCCGACAUUUUGUGAUCAUUGUGGAUCAUUGUUAUAUGGAUUAUACAGGCAAGGAUUAAAAUGUGAAGUGUGUGUAAUAUUAAAAUCAUUAGUAUCAAAUGCAUAA